AUGAGUGUUUCAUCGGUUGUUCAUUCAGUGAUCAAACACUACCCGAAUGUAACACUCAUUGAUUGUGGUGUCGGACGGGAAUCACUACUAAUGACCGGUCAGUGCUUACACUCAUAUGAUUGGACCAAACAUAUUGAAAACGGUAGACAACUGGAAACGGCAGAAAUGCCAUGGAUUGUCUUUAUUAUAGUUAAACAAAAUGGCGGACAUUGUCGACUGCCGUUCAAAUCAAGUGAUCACCGCAUAUAUACCGGCAUUCAAGACAAAAGUCAUUUAACAGAUUAUUACACAAGUGAUGACUAUUUCAUUCCCAAUCAGUUUAGAAAAGCAAAACAAAGGGCAUAUGAUUUGGCACUCAUUAGACUCAGUAAACCAUUGAAUCUGAUGUCAAACACCAGAUAUAAGACAAUUAAUGGCAUUUGUUUGCCGAAAGAGGAUAUUAUUAACACAAACGAUGAGUUGGCACUGAUUGCCGGUUACGGGGCUAUCAAUGAUACGACAGAUCUUAAUGGUAGACCACAUAUGGGUUGGUUGAAGAUUAUGAAACCCGAGUUUGAUAGCAACGAUUCUAACGGAACUUUGAUUUUGGCUGAGCGAGCACCGGGAGGUUCACUGUCGUGCAAAGGUGAUUCCGGUGGACCACUACUCCAGUACAUCAAUGGUAGGGCUGUACUCAUUGGUGUCAUUCAAGGAGGCGUUUCAUCUAACUAUUGUCCAGAAAUUAAUUUUCCCGCAUAUUAUGUACGUCUAUCCAAACAUAUUGAAUGGAUUAAACAAAUUGUUGGUCAAUAA
Oppia nitens is the source of this 792-nucleotide messenger RNA. Its product is annotated as venom peptide isomerase heavy chain-like. Lineage: Eukaryota; Metazoa; Arthropoda; Arachnida; Sarcoptiformes; Oppiidae. The record is from RefSeq and is a predicted model, not a curated record. Gene Ontology annotation, molecular function: serine-type endopeptidase activity. The coding region runs from base 1 to 792 and encodes 263 amino acids. Gene Ontology annotation, biological process: proteolysis. The transcript is spliced from 3 exons.